Messenger RNA from Lasiosphaeria miniovina, 754 nucleotides. RefSeq lists its product as uncharacterized. Lineage: Eukaryota; Fungi; Ascomycota; Sordariomycetes; Sordariales; Lasiosphaeriaceae. The record is from RefSeq and is a predicted model, not a curated record. The coding region runs from base 124 to 633 and encodes 169 amino acids. The transcript has a single exon.
AUCGCCAACACCGCAAAGUGUGGACGACUCAGCUCCCCUCGCGCAGGCCAGGCCAGUGCAGUGCAGUGCUGAUCCAAGCCGCCACCACCCACCCGUUCCAGCCAGACGAGUCCUCUCGUGAGCAUGCAUAACCAGAUCAUCGGCUCGACAGCCAUGGACCAGGAGAACCACAUCGCCCAAGACCAUCCAUACAGCAAUGAGAAUUGGGUAGACAUGAACUCAUAUCACCACCAGACCACCAUGCCCGACUACAGCAAUGGGUAUGGCUACAUACCGCCCAUCACCCACGGACUGCCUUCCGAGUCUUUGAACAGGAUGCCGCCCCCUCCGCAGCCCAUGUCGCAGUCCCAGGCCUCACACACGCAGUUGCCCAUGCUGAUGAUGCCCCAUCAUGCGACGUGGCCGAGCAUGUUGACCAACCCGAACAACUACAGCCCGCACUCGGCACCGCCGGUUGCCAUCCCACCCGUCUCGGCGCCGCUCAAGACGUCGAAACUGCCCGCGAUCCAGACGUCGCAGCCAAGGAAGACGCUGACCGACGACGACCGCCGCGCCAUGUGCCAGUAUGCCGAGGACCACCCCACGGCCAAGCAGACAGACAUUGGCGCCCGCUUUGGCGUCGAGAGAAGGUAGGCCGCAAGACCACCGUUAUCUAAACCCAUCUAACACUAGCAUAGCACCGUGUCAAAGGUCUUGCGCCACAAGGAAAAGUAUCUCUCUUCGGAAGAUCGGAGUAGCUCCCCGAUCAAGCGCA